This is a messenger RNA of Staurois parvus, 117 nucleotides long. The record is from the annotation of a GenBank genome assembly. NCBI's taxonomy places the organism in Eukaryota, Metazoa, Chordata, Amphibia, Anura, Ranidae.
AUGAUGCACCCUUUCCAGCGAGUGAUUCAGCCAGAGGAGAUGUGGCUCUAUAGAAACCCAUAUGUGGUCUCCGAUCGAGUCCCCACUAACAGCAUGUUUGUAAGUACCCUGUCUUGA